Didymodactylos carnosus is the source of this 498-nucleotide messenger RNA. NCBI's taxonomy places the organism in Eukaryota, Metazoa, Rotifera, Eurotatoria, Philodinida, Philodinidae. The record is from the annotation of a GenBank genome assembly.
AUGGCUUAUUACCAAAAAAACGAAUAUGAUUUUAGGCGCUAUGGUAAUUCGGUAAAUGUACCUAAUAAUGAUAUAGCACGUUGUAUGUAUUAUUUGAAUUGUGUUUGUCACACAAUCGAAUAUAAUGAAAAUAAUAUUCAACGUUAUUGUAAUUAUGAAAACUGGCGUCAAUUAUCAGAUGCAGAAGAUUAUUUAGUAUUUGUUUUAUGUUUGACAUUGAGCCCAGAUGAAUUUGAAGAUAAAUGUUUUGUUGAAAGUCCGGAAUUGUGUGGUUCAAGCAGUAAUGCUUUUUAUGAAGUUGGUCAAAUAAAACAUAGUCUUUUAGCUGUUCAAUCCGUGGUAAUUGCUGGUCGUACACGACAUGUUAAUAAAAUAAUGGCAUACACACAAUCAUGGAUGAAAUCUUAUUAUUAUGAACCAAUGUCAAGAUUAGUUGCUCGUUAUAGACCACAACAGCCAUCAACAUCAAGUUCAGCACCAGGUUGUGUUAUAUCAUAA